Molecule: messenger RNA, 2304 nt
Organism: Fusarium musae
Lineage: Eukaryota; Fungi; Ascomycota; Sordariomycetes; Hypocreales; Nectriaceae
Exons: 1
Coding region: 1-2304 (767 amino acids)
Source: RefSeq, a predicted model, not a curated record
AUGCAGUCCAAAAUUGUUCUCGUGAGUUUGGCUCUGGCUGGCUUUGCUGCCUGUGGCCCUUGCAAGCCGAGCAGCCGAGUCACAGCGAGCAGCCCUCCUACCACCUCAUCUGUUGCGACAAUCGAUGUUUCCGAGAGUUCGACGGACAGCCAAACGAACAUCAACAGCCUGACCAUCACGCUAUCUGCUGGUACCACCGAAGUUCCCAGUUCUACUCUUCGCCAGUCAUCAACAACGACCCAAGAGGAAGACAUCAUCAUCACCAACGCUAUUUCAGGUGGCUCUUUCGCCAGUCGCGACCCCAACAGCCCAAGUGGCCUCACCAACUUCGGCGCCUCGGGUAAUGCCGAGUUCCACCAAGGCGGAUGCUACCGUGUCGAUGGUAGUCUCGAUGAUGGCUGCGCGGCUUUGAGUGCUAAUGGAGACGUCACCAAGCGAAGCUUCUUUGGCUCUUUUGCUAGCAUCUUCCAGACUGUACGAUCGGUCCCGAGAAAGAAGUACACUAUCCAGUUUUUUUAUCUCAUCAGGUCAGCUGGGGGCCAGGGCUGUAUUGCAAGCGCGGCAUUUGGCAAUGCAGAGUUCUAUUCUCAGCCUGCUUCUAGCUCAGGACCAUCGUGGGCUAGGGUACUGAGGCAGGUUGAGGCAUUUUCCGAUUUGACAACCUUUGCUAUCUCACUGACAUGCUCUGGUGGUGGUACAUCUUCAAUCCUGGUCGACUCCAUCUUCAUCUCGGACCAAAUAACUCCAGAGACUAUUGACAACUUUCAUCUUGACUUGGGUGGGAGCGCUCCGAUCGAUCCUGUCGAGACUACGACAGCGAUCAGGGCUCAAGAGUCCCCUACUCUCACAAGUCAAAGCGAGUCAAUCGACAUCGGCGGCUUGGAGAGUACGAGCGCUGCGACAUCCAUCUCGACGACCUCUCUAGAAGUCGCUUCGUCGGCUACCACUGAGGCACAGUCCAAUAGCUCUGAUUCCGAAAUCGCCAGUGCCGCAUCGGAGAGCAGUGAGAAUUUAACAUCUUCGACUGAGCCUCCUUCAGGAGGAGCCACUGAUACUACGUCCAUCAGCGUAUCUUCGACGUCACCAGCUGCUGGAGAGACAAGCGUGGCCGAAACAACUAGCUCAACAUCAGUGGAAAUUGGCUUGACAUCUCAAUCUGUCACUACAGCAGAGCCUUCUCAUACCACCAGCUCUGCCUGCAAGCAAACAUGUGAGAUUAUCAGCGACUAUUACGCACACCUCGAUGACUUUGGCUGCGAUCUUAAUGGCGUUUUCACGAAUAGUGGUGCUAUUUAUACCCUUCCUGGUGAAGAAGUGGGUGCGCCACAAACACACUCGUACAGCACCAAUGCUGAGUGUGCCGAGAUCUGCAAGACUCUUCCAGGAUGCUUGUCAGCUGGAUUCCAGACACUCUCUGGCAAGUGUUUCUUCUCCAACACCUUGGUUACUCGAGACGAAAUACGCGAUGGAAGAGACAGUCAAAUGGUUCAUUGGUUUGGUAUGGAGUGCUUCACAUGCGGCUGCAGUACCGGUGGCACAUCGACAUCGGCGAUUCCUACGACUACAGUAGUUUCCGAACCUACCAGCUUCACCACUACCACUAAAGCUACUCAGCCAACAGGUGUUUGCCACAACAACCGCGGCCAAGAGUGUGAGAUCAACCCAUCAAGCGUCGAGAACAACCCCUAUGUCUGCAUUGGUGGAGGCGUCUUUCUGGGAGAGGCCUGGACAGUUCCUCGCUCACUGUAUCCUAUGCAGGAGAACGGAGAGCAGUGCGCAGCCAUCUGCGACACUCUGGAGAACUGUGAAUCCUCUGGGUACUUCGGCAUGGAGAACCACUGUCUCUUUACAACAACCAAGAUAACAGACUCCGACUUUGCUGAACCCGAUCCGAACUACGACGACUUUGGUCUGGACCCCAAGAACAGUGUUUGGAGUCAUAGAUCCUGCUACACGUGUCCGACCUGCGUCCUUAGCAACGCACCUCUUCCCAAGAGUCCAACGUGCAACUACAAGCCUGGUGACUCUUGCACGCGCGUAAGUGCGGAUGGCGUUCUCUGCAAUUAUUUGGGAAUGUUGCCUGGGACUUUUGGCGCUCUUGGCAGCUAUCCUGACCAGAGCUCAUCUGGAAAAUGUGCUGCUAUCUGCCGGAAGAUGAAAGAUUGUAUGGGCUCUGGUUAUCGGGAUGGCCGGUGCAUGUUUACAAGCACAACGCUCGCGCCAGGUGAUUUUCUGGAUAGGCAUAAUUACGAUCUUGUCUGGGACGACCCUUCAUGCUUCGAAUGCCCUGGGUGUUCAACUUAG